UUUUGUGACAAAAUACAAUUACAGUUGUACAACACGACAGAUAUUUUUUUCUUAUCGUAAAAACAACUUUAAAUGGCAUCAUAUGGCUCAGUUCCAGAUCUAAUUAGUAGUAGCGUAACGGUAGAUAUUGGAAAAGGCUAUGUCUCUGAUGAUGGCAUGAAACAGACUUCUACCACUGAAACCAUAUACCCAUUUGUCAGUCCACAGAAAUCUUUCAUCCGUACAGUCACAGCUGCAUUUCAUUCUAUACUACGCCUGAAAGAGACUAAGAAGAUUUUAGUGUUCCUGGCAUUGAAUGUAUUUGGUACGGCAACGUUGUUGGUAUGGUGUCAUGACACUAACAGUAUGGGUAAUGGUCGACUGCUGGUAGGUGUGAUGUUUGCCUUCUUACUGCACAUGUUCCUGGUGUAUAGUGUUGAUAACAAGGCAUUAAACCAUGUGAUGAGGGCAUCUAGUUCUAGCUGGCUACAGGAACAUACCACAGAUAUCAGUGAAAGGUGA
Mercenaria mercenaria is the source of this 501-nucleotide messenger RNA. Its product is annotated as zinc transporter 6-like. Bases 73 to 501 code for a protein of 142 amino acids. NCBI's taxonomy places the organism in Eukaryota, Metazoa, Mollusca, Bivalvia, Venerida, Veneridae. The transcript has 5 exons. The record is from RefSeq and is a predicted model, not a curated record.